Messenger RNA from Seminavis robusta, 2212 nucleotides. The record is from the annotation of a GenBank genome assembly. NCBI's taxonomy places the organism in Eukaryota, Bacillariophyta, Bacillariophyceae, Naviculales, Naviculaceae.
AACGGAUUGAUCCACUUUAGCUUUGUAAAACGGUUACGCUUGGGUGCCAGCAUUGGUUUUGGAAUCCUAAAUUAGGGCUAAGGUUUUAUUACCUUGACAGCAAAGACCAUCAACACAGCGACAAUGGGACUAUCACGCCAAAUUUUGGUGCCCAGCAGCGUGUCAGGUUGAUCAGCUAUCUAUCAAAUCGAAGGAAGUGAAGUGAAGUGAAAGCAUUGGAGGCUUUGGACGGCUUACCAGUGUGUAGUAGUGCUUGUAUGUGUAUAGGUACUAGCAGGUAGUAGUAAGCGAACAAUGGCCCAAUCGAAUGUGACGAAUGGCACCGCCGAGGUCAAGGGACCACAUGGCGUAGUGGACCCCAUGGCGGUGGAUUUACACGAGAGUGCGGGUGAUCCAUCCCAGGUUCCAUCCAUGUCUCUAUCAGGUAGUGCUGCAGCCGAUCCAACAGCUCCGACUAUGAUAGAUCCGGCGGCGACCACAGCGACGGACGAUGCGAUGGACUUGACGGCACUCAAAGACUCGAUGGACGCGGCACUCGCCAGCAUUGAACCGACAACCACUACUACUACCACUGCUGCAGCAGCAGUACCACCCGCCGCCGCCGCCGUGGACGACAAACAAGCACAACUACGAGCCAUGUACUUGGCAGGGUUUCGAGCAGCGGCCAAUGCGCGCAGCACGCAACAACAAUCGCUACGAGAGAAUUUUGAAAUUGCCAAACAUCACGGAACUCCACCCGAAACGGGGAGUAGUGGUACUCCCAAUACAAAUGGACAAGGAGGCGUCGUAUUGGUGCCAGUCGACAGUUCCAUUGCGGCGGGCGUCUUAAAAAUGCAACCUACUAUUUCACCCGCCAUGAGUGUCGCCAGUGCGUCUUCGCCCGCCAUUUCCACAAUCAAGCUAUCCGAGUCACCCGAUGGGAGUACUGGCAAUAGUAGUAGUAGUAUCAUCAGUCGACAACUCCGACGAAAUUCAUCUCCCAGCGCCGGAUCUCCCGCUCUCUCGGCCACGUCGUCACCCGGAGGAGGAACCGCCACGGGCCACUCCAAUCCAUUUCCUCGAAAACUCAUGGAAAUGCUGCGCAAAGAAGAUCCAUCCGUCGUAUCAUGGCUUCCCAAAGGAGAUGCCUUUUCCGUACGAGAUCCCGACAAAUUCAUUGCCGAUGUACUGCCUCGCUAUUUUAGACAUACCAAGCUCACAUCCUUUCAACGACAAUUGAAUUUGUACGGAUUUCGAAGAAUCACCAAAGGACCGGAUGCCGGUGCCUAUCGACACGAAAUGUUUCACAGAGAUCAACCCGAUCGAUGUCUACAAAUGAAACGAUCCAAACAAAAGGGUAGUGGAGGAACUGGAUCUCCCCAAUUACGACCCAGUCCACGAUCCGCGGGGAGAUCCGGGGGUUCUGUACCAUCGUCUCCGUUGCUCACGCCAGAGUCGAGUCCGGGGGUGUAUGCGUUGGAACCAGCCACGUUGAGUCAGAGUGCCCCCGCAACACUCACGGCACCCAUUAUGGGAAGACACCUUCAUCCCCCCGAACAACGACAGGCUCAUUUUCGUACCAUGUCACCACCAUCACUGCCACCACCAAGUGUCGCCUUGGGAGCUGCUCCACAGACGGGUCUAGGGAUUCUCAUGACCAACAAUAAACUCAGUGCCCAUAACAACGGUACUACUACCACCAGCAACAACAACAACCCUCCUCGUACCUUUAUGGCAGGAAUGACACCGGCACAACAGAUUCGAGUACAGGAAGAUUUAGCCGAUCGAGAACGACAAGCAUCCGCCCUGGCGGCAGCGGGAAUGGUGGCCGAAAGUGUCAGUCUCACGCGUCCUCCAAUUGCCAACAACAAGAGACCGCCACAACAGGGUCUGCAGGCGCCGCCCGCUCUGGGAAUGGUACCUCCUCCCAAUACAGCUGCCACUACUGAAAUGGAAAGCAUCAAUUGGAAUUUACUGGAAUUGGGGAAUACCAAUUUGGAUGAUCUCGAUAUGGAUUUUGCGACACUCUUUGAUCCUGCCAAUGAAGCAGUCAAUAUCAAUAUGCAAAUCCAUGGAACAACGACAGAGAGUGCGACACCACUCGCAGCGCCGCCGCCACCACCAGCGAGUAUGGCAACCAGUGCUCCACAACAACCUGCACCGAACCCCCCUCGUUAGAAAAUGAAUGAUGUACCGUCCUUGUUCAAAAUUGUUACGUACGUAGUGAGUGUCU